CGACGUAAGAAAAACUCGCUUGCUAGUUUUAAUAUGUAGAUUAGAUAACAUUUCAAACUAAUCUUCAAACGUUUGUUUAAUCAAUAGCCGCGAAGGACUUCUUGACGCCGUGAUUUUGCUUAGACGCAAUACAUUGUUUAGUGUUAACGAGCCGUGUAGUAGAGUGACGUUCUUAUAUUUUUUAACAUUUAUGGUUCGUAUAAUUUGAAGAUACGACGUUAAUGAAUUAAAUUUAAAAGAUGAGCGCGGAUUGGUGUAGAAAUAGUCGGACCCAGUCACACGACGUUCCACACGAAUCUGAAGGCAUCUCAAGUAAAAUCAAGAACAAUGCCAGAACGGAAAUGUCCUCUUCAGAGAAUUCCUGUUCAUUCAAAACCUGCACAAAGUUCCGCUCUGUGUUUAGAGAUUUACCACUGUACCGUAAACGCAUCAUAGAAGUAGAUACGGUGAGGUAUGGAGACAUAACGGAUGGCAAUCACAGUUCACGACUUCGAGGAACAUCGGAGAUGCACGAACCCUUAGAAGUUAUUGGUCGCCAGAGGCACAAAUUCUUUAGAAGAGCUCUCGUGCCGAAUCAGACACCGCCAAUAUCCACAAUGAGAAUUCCUACACCCUAUCCACGUGACACCUAUAAUGAUCUACAAAGUUCUGAAGAAUGGCCUUGCGAUCUUCCUACGAGACUCCAAGAAACGCGUAAUAUCGGGACGCAGUCCGAUUAUAGAGAAAAUGAAACACAAACUUCACCAUGGGAGGCCCCAUACAGAAUACAUCCAGGUCACAACCCCGAAGUUCUAACGUUGGCGCAUUUAACAUGGAAUAGCGGAUUACCUGCCGGAAUUCACGAGGUGGAAAUCAUUAAAAGAAUGAGAAUCAAAAGAGCUUGGGAAGCUAUUCUUCCUCCGAUGGAUUCACCCGAAAAUGUUAAAGCUCGAAUAGCCAUAAUAUCUGCUUUGGAAGUGGAUGACUGGGCCUUUCGCGAAAAGGAAAUUCAAUCUAUAAUGGAUAUGCGUAUGAAGUUGAUGGAGGAAUAUGAGAAAGUUCGAAGUAAGGAGAAGGAGCAGAAGAUACAAAAUCGAUUCGAAAGACUCAAGAAACACUUGGAGAAACGUAAGAAUAAGGAAAUCAUGAAUAUUAGACGUAAGCUCGGCAGAGAACUUCGCAAACUUGCUGCCAAUUACAAUGCUAGGAUUAACGGGCGAUAUCAGAAGUACGAUAUCAUAAGACAGCAUGCCGAUCCGAAAUCGGAAUUGUACGCACCGCAAAUGAAAUUUGGUGAAAAUCCAGGAAGACGUCACGAAACUUUACAAAAACGAUACUUGAAGGAGCGAUAUAUAGAUGCUGCUGAGAAACAAGACACUACACCCAGCUGUCUUCCUACUAUUGAGGAAUUGAAGAUGGUGAAACCAAAGCCAAAACCCGCAGAAUUGUGCAUUCGCGAGACGAGAUGGAAUGAGGAAAAUUUGAAGCAACUGCACGAUGAUCUCAAAGCUAUUAGAAUGAAUAUCAAACCUUUUGAUAAAAUGAGUUUGAUGAAGAAGAAGUGGAAGCCCUCGCCAAUGCCACUGUCGCCAUGUAAAAUGCGACCACUAAAUUUCGAUGACGUCUUGGAGCAGUCAUCUUUGUUAAUUCAACAAAGUGUCAGGGGUCGUGCCAUUCAGUGCAUGAUGUUUGAAGGAAGAGAUCGGUGCAGGGAGUUAAUUGAAGAAUUGCAAUCCACGCAUGCACUUCAGGAACAUACGAAGAAACUCCGGCAUCAGGAAAUGAAUGAUGUAAUAAAAUUGCAGAGAGAACAGAGUCAGAAGAUUUUGCAGGAAAAUCGUCUUUGUGAAAUUCUGAAUUCGUUAGAGGGUACAACAGUCUCUUGGAUGCUAGACUACCUCAGCAAGGAAUUGAUACGAUUACAAGAUGAACGUAGAGUACAUGCUUUCGCAUUGCUCGCAGAGAGAGAACGAAAUCGCAAAGAGGCUGCUGAAGCUGGUAGACGACAAUUGGAAGAGAAUCGUCGUAGAGAAUUAGAUGAAAUGUUUAAGCAAAUAAUCAAAGUCAAUCAGGAUUCGGUGGAUUCUUAUUUAGAAGAUGUCAUAAAAGAUGGUAUUGAAUGGGUAUCGGAUAAAGAGGCUGAACAGUACAUUUCUGAUCUAGCAGAAAAGGCCGACCCGGCGUCAGCCUGUGCCACGGAGAAUGCCGUGGAAUUGGCGGAGGAGGAAAUGGUGUCUGACAUGGUUUACAAUUUCGUAUUACCAGAAGUCGAGAAACAAAUGGUUAGGAAGAAAAUGAGGGACCGACAGCAAAGUUACCUGCGUAACGCCCACGCUGCAAUUUAUGAUGCAAUAAUGGAAUUACCGCCGAAUGAACUUCCUUCCACUUCAGCGGAGUAUAAUAGAGAUAUCUACGAGCAAGAUAAUCGUGAGACAGCAUCACUCUCCGAGAAGGAAGAGGAAAAUCUUGAGUAUGAGGAAAAGUUUUACGAUCAAGAGGACGUUCCUAAUGAAACGUGGAUAAGAGAGUAUAUCGUAAAUCAAACCGUUAAUCGAAUUUGUAAAUCUAGUGAUAAUAAUGAAGUAGUACAUGACCUAUUACAUAAUAUAACAACGAAGACAGCAAAGUCCCACGGAACAUCUCUUUCCACCGCUUCGUCACGCUCAUCAACAUCUUCUUCCUGUUCGAGUUGCACGGGUGAGCAUUAUACAGCAACGUAAUGGAGUGACAAUGCCUAAUAUGACGACCUAAAGCGCAUGUGUAGUGUUACAUAGAAAUAUCUUUCUCAUAUUCAUAUUAUUAAUUAUUCUAGGAUCAUUAUUGGAUACUGAAUUAUAGAUCAAAGUAACAGGCGAAUUUACGCAAUGUGUAUUUCAUUUGGCAUUUAAUACAAUACUCGUUGCGAGUUACGAACGGGGACAUUGUAAAGAUGCAUUAAAUAAUUGCUAUUUUUAACUGUUUUUCAUGAGAAUUAAGCUUGGCUUUUUUUUAGUUUCUUGGAGCAGUCUAUAUAUUUACACUUCUUAUUAUAUAUAUUAAAAUACUAUCGGUACGGAAGUUAUAUGAUAUAGCUAAUGAAAAACCAAGACGGAAUCCGUUAA
Messenger RNA from Cephus cinctus (wheat stem sawfly), 3080 nucleotides. Its product is annotated as cilia- and flagella-associated protein 91. NCBI's taxonomy places the organism in Eukaryota, Metazoa, Arthropoda, Insecta, Hymenoptera, Cephidae. The coding region runs from base 240 to 2699 and encodes 819 amino acids. The transcript is spliced from 13 exons. The record is from RefSeq and is a predicted model, not a curated record.